Molecule: messenger RNA, 2862 nt
Organism: Habropoda laboriosa
Lineage: Eukaryota; Metazoa; Arthropoda; Insecta; Hymenoptera; Apidae
Product: myoneurin-like
Exons: 1
Coding region: 345-2849 (834 amino acids)
Source: RefSeq, a predicted model, not a curated record
UCGAAACGAUAAGAAUGCGAUAACUGGCUGUAGUUGCUUUGGGAACGCGCUCAUUCGCUUCUUCACCUCCGUUGUUUCCAUCUCCCGUUUUUUUCCCGUUUCGUGCUCUUCGAAGAGAAUAUAUACCGACAGGAAGCUUCUUCGAAAAAAAAAAGCAAGAAAUCGAUGACGAACGCGUCGCGCGGUUUUCGAAAUGGAGCGGACAAGUGAGAGGACUAGCGAUUAACGCGCUCGGCGUUUCGAUAAAUGGCACCAAGCGUUGAAGUCUCUCCGAGUUGAGGGGAAGAGCUAGGGAGAGAACGUACGGAUGUCUCGCUGUGAGAUAAAAAGGGAAUAAAAGUCAAAUGGCUAUGCUCGAUAUGCAAGAGCAGACAGUUUUAAGCGAGGUAGCAGAAAACGAACAACCGCAUCAGCAGGAGGAGGUUCAGUUAACAGAGCUGCUACCGGUGAAACAGUCGCGAAUCCGUGAGAAUGGAAUUUUUAAAAACGCCGACACGGACACGGACACGGACGCGACCGACGCAUUGAAAAUCCUCCGCAGUUUCACGAACGUCGACGGUUGUUGCAACAACGACGACGAGGAACACGAACUUCCCCCGCGUAACCAUUUGUCAUUCUGCGCUAGGAUAGAGGAGAGCGGCGGCCAGGCCGACGAGGGUAAACAGUGGCGAGGAGAGAGAGUGCGAAAACGAGUGGAGGAACGGUUGGAAAAUGUGGCCAGUGUGCUCGAGAUCGAUGUGGGGAAAGAGAAGAAAAACGGCAAUCGAAGGGUCGUCGAGGGUGGGACGAGGAUGAAGAAAAGGAAGCGAAAACGCAUCGAUAAAAAGUCGUCGAUCGGACGAUCAACUAAAUCGCCGAAAAGGAGAACGAUAUCCGGUGUCACGAUCGGGAAGAGAAGAGCGGAGGAAAACGAGGGAGAGAACGGCGGCGUAGGGUCGAGAGAUCGGCGCCCGAUCGAAGAUGCCAAGGGGAAUUAUUCGUCCGAAUACGACAGACAGAUGGAAGCGGCCACUUAUCUGGACCUUGACAAGAGUAACCAGUUGAACGAUGAGAUUUACGUGUAUCGUCGCGAGCCGAUGGACGAGAGUGAACAGAGGGAAAACGGGAGCUCGGAGAGUUACUCGAGGAUCAGCACCGAUGGCGUGUUUUUCGAUCGGAUGGCGAUCUCUGCCAGCACUGGGAGAAACAUCGCGUUCGACGCGAGGACGGAGAAAUCGAGAUCGUCGUUCGAGAAUUCGACGAAGCAACCAAAGUUAAGCUUCGAAACAACAACGAUCGGGGACUACCUCGACGAGAGUGAGAACAAUAAUCGGUUGAAAGUUCGAGCGGACGUCUCUGGUAACGUGGUGGUUGUCGUCGUUGAAUCCUCCUCUUCCUCCUCCUCCUCCUCCUCCUCCUCGUCCUCGUCCUCUUCGUCGUCGUCGUCGUCGUCAUCGUCGUCCUCCUCUUCUUCGAGAAGGGAGAACGGGGAGGAUGGAAGAGGAGGAGAGGACGGAGGGCGACACGAGAAUCAGGAGAAGAAGUAUUGUUGCGUGGUGUGCGAUGCCCGAUUCAAGGGUAGCGGUGGACUACGCAAUCAUUACAAGAUCGUGCACGGUGCAGGGCCAAUCUUCAAGUGCGACGAGUGCGGCAAAGAGUUCCCUUUAAAGGAGAGACUGAAGCUUCACGUGAGAACGCACACCGGCUUCAAGCCGUACAAGUGUCCGGAGUGCGAGAAGAGUUUCGCGAGAGGAGGGCAGCUGGUGCAGCAUCGACGGACUCACAGCCAAGUAAAACCGUACCGUUGCGGCCUCUGCUCGGGCACGUUCACCUGCGCGGCGAACCUGGCGUUGCACGUGAAACGGCACAACGGCCAGAAGGAUCACAAGUGCGAGAUCUGCGGCCGUGCGUUCGUCCGCCGCGAUGCCCUGAAGAAACACCUCGAAUGCCUCCAUAGAGACGUGAAAUCGUUCCUAUGCGUGAUCUGCAAUAAAACGUUCAAGGGCCAUCUACCUCAGCACAUGAGGACGCACGCGCGCGAUCGACCUCAUGGUUGCGCGACCUGCGGCCAAAGAUUUGCUCAAAAGUCACAGCUGACCGUACACCAGAGGACCCAUUCUGGCCAGAGGCCGUUCAGGUGUCUGGUAUGUUGGCAAGCGUUUGCCCAUUCUACAGCGCUCAAGCUUCACACCAGGAGGCACACCGGCGAAAGACCGUUCAAAUGCGCCGAGUGUAACGCUGGUUUCACUCAGCUACCCCACUGGAAAAAGCACAUGAAGUGCAUCCACGGUAGAAACGAGCCGUACGCCUGCAAAAAGUGCCCCAGCUUCUUCAGGAUCAAAAACGAUCUCGAGUGCCAUGAGAAGACUUGUCAUCCCGAAAUAGGAACUGAACGUGACGCUCGAAUUAUCUCCGACGCUAUAUCCAUGAUCGCGAUACCCUUGACACCGACGCUGAACGCGUUGCAAACCACGACAACCACCACCACUACCACCACCACCACCACCAUCAGCUCGUUCUCCAGCGAGAACGUUAUUAUCGACAAACCCUCGCCUCCACCCUCGAAAUACAGGGUGAUGACCGUGGAGAGGAUGAGAUUAUUGCUCGCCGUACUACUGAAGAGGAUCAGCAAGCAGGAAAGGCUCGACGAGUUAGGGUUUGGUAAACGACUGAUCGACGAGGUUCUCCACGAUUCUCUAAUAUCCGCCGGUAAAGAUCCGGUAGCGAGCCACGGUCUCUCCGAAUUGGAAACUCUUACCAGGAAUCUUGAGAUAUUCCUCAAGUGGACUGUACCUAAGGAACACUGGGAAAACUUUCGUAAAUUAAAUAAGACUCCCGAAGAUAUCUUGGAAACGCUUACCGCUACUUAAACGAAAGAAUUUA